Messenger RNA from Caenorhabditis auriculariae, 1449 nucleotides. NCBI's taxonomy places the organism in Eukaryota, Metazoa, Nematoda, Chromadorea, Rhabditida, Rhabditidae. The record is from the annotation of a GenBank genome assembly.
AUGCUGAUAUUCUCGGUACGCUCUUCCGUAGGAGUCAAAACUCAUCGCCUGUAACUUCACAAUUAUGACGUAAAAUUUUCUAGGCGAUCGUCUUCCAGAGGAUCUUCAGCAUGUUCCAGAGUGACAUUUGGAAUUUGGUGCCCAUCUCCUUCCAUCACCCAGUCUUCUACAUUGCCACGUCUCUCUUCACUCUCCAGGUGCAUUUUGAUUCUUCAAGUACAUGAAUUCGACUCAAAGUUAAGGUCAUCGUGAGCGUUAGCGCAAUAAUCGCAACGUUGUGCGCCGAACCAUCGGUGCUCAAACUCUCAUGGGCAAUGACCGUAGUGCUGCUGUUCGCCGACUUCAUCAUGAUUUUCCCCUUGGCCGCGCACUUGAACUCUGCCUACAUGUUGUUCGCCCCUUAUUACAGUAUGAUGGCGGAAGAACUGGUAUGCUUUGGUUUCUUUUUCGAAUUGUUCAUUUUCCACAGUCUUCCAACUGCUGGUUCUGGGACUACUUCAAUCACAAACUGCACUGCUGCCCUCCCCAGCUCAUCGUGCAAACCUGCCUUGGUCCAUUUAAGAGCAAAAUUAAAACAAUUAUAAUCUUUUAGAUAGUAAUUUCACAAAGUUGGACGGCCCUUGUGUCAACGUCUCAAAUGAGUUGGAAUGCGUCAAUCCAAUCAGACAGUGAGAUCUUAUUUUUGAUGAAAAAAUGUUGGUCAAAAACUCCUAAAAAGGGUUUUUUGAGUUCCUCUUUCCGAAGACAACGGAAGGUGUUUUUAUGAGACCCAAAGUACGCCAUCAAAGUUCAAAUUGUCCAAACAACAAAAACGGAGCAAACAACAAUUUUUUUUGUGCAGAUUCGAAAAUUCAUCGAUCGAUGUUGACUAACUGGGCAUAUCAUACUAUAUUACAACCACCCAUCAUGAAUAUUGGUAAAAAUGAUAAGUAUUGUCAAUGCCGAGGUGGUAUCAUUAUUGUUAGAAACCAAGCUUAUUAAGUAAGAAAGGCGGUAUGCUAAGAAAAAAUUGAUCUAUUCAUAUCAAAUUGAAGAGAAGUUGGGACAAUAGUUUUUAAGUUGGAUGCAGCGUCACAUUGACCUGGCCUCCUUCAUCAUCUACUUCAUCCUGGUCCCCCUCAAAAUGCUAAUCGCCUGCGCGGUUCAAGGCGAUAUGCGCCGUUUCUUCUUUGAAACGGAAAUCCGCAAAGCGUACGUAUCCUCACUUUUUUCCCGCUUUAGGAAGAUUACUUAUCAAUAAUAUUUUACAGGAGCCUCGAUGACUUGGAGUCUGGUGAGGAAGAGACUAACGUCGAUUUUCCUCUCGCUACUGCAGCUGCGCCUGAGCUGCUGCCCAAGCCGAUGGCUGAACUUGCAGUUCAGCAUGUCUCGACCACCGACACUGCGAUUGGAACCGAGAAACCCGAAAAAUUUCUCAAGUUGACCCCCCGCGUCGAGUUCAUCAUUUGA